ACUAGAGGAGGCGCUAGCGGGACACCGUAGGUGGCUUCAAAAAGCAUGCUUUCAGACCCAGGGCAGGGGCAAAAUACCCCUGGAUGCUGAACCCCGGGCCUAAGCCCCGCCCCGCAUGGAGGGGUGCCCAUGGGCGUGGCGCUCCUUCCCACAACGAGGGGUACGCUCUCCACUCCAACCGGUUCCCUCUGUGGCUGCAGCGUUCCCUUUAAGCCUGGCAGGCAGCUCUCGCGGGAUCCGACGCUCCGGUUCUCGCGAGAAGGGCCUUCGGCUCCCAUUGGCCGUGAGGGCUGAAUGUAAGAUGGCGCCCAGGGAGCUGUGAGGAGAAAAUCCUGUCGGUCUCGGAGCGGCGACGGCAGAACCGAGGCCCCGGGCGGUGAAGCGGGGCCGGCGGGUAGAACGGAGGCAGCGGCGGCGGUGACGUCGCCGGGUGAGGGCUCUGGUGAGGGCGGGGACGCAGCAAGGCUCUGGCUCGAAGGCGGCAGGCCCACCCUACACAACGGCGGGCGGGCGGGGGCGGGCGGGCCGCUGCCGCUGGGCCCAGGCGACCUCAGGGCGGCUUCAGAGCGGAGAACGUCCCUCGGCUCGCGAGCCUCCGCCCCACGGGUGGGGGAGGGGCGGGCCUGAGGGGCGGGUGGGCGCGGCGCACGGGGGCGCGCGGAGGCGCGCGCGCACGAGCGUGGCUUUUUUUUUUCUUUUUUUUUUUUUUCUCAUUUUUCUGCGCGCGCGCGUGCGUUAUCGUGCGCGCUGUGCGGUCCUCUCGUUGCGCGUAGCCGCCCGACGUGCGCGUCCCCGUUGGCUCUCAGCUGUGGCCCGUGGGCUAGAACGGCUUCCGGGGCGCGCGCCACCCCGCGACCCCCCGGUUUUGCGGCGCGCGCCCUGCUGUUGGUCGCUCACGCUGUCCGGAGUGCGCGCCGGACGCCCCUUCCAAGAGGAGGGCAGACGGGCGGGCGGGCGAGCGGCCUGGCGGACGACCGACCUGCCGACUGGGGAAGGUUGAGGGUUGGGCCCUUGUCCUCGUGACGUCCGGGGCAGCGGUGGCCUAGGUCUGCGGAGAAACAUAGCGGCUUUGCGGUCUGGCUUGCGGCUCCGCUCCUCCGGGAGGCGGACAGGAGUGCUCGUACUAACUGAAGAAUGCUGUUACUUAAGCGAGGCCCAAGGACUGGAAUGUUAGAAGUCUUAAGAACUCAGGACAAGCAGCAGACAUACAUGCAACAUGGUGACUGGAACCCUAAGGACUCUGCAAUAUGAAUAAUUCUCUAGAGAACACCAUCUCAUUUGAAGAGUACAUCCGAGUAAAGGCGAGGUCUGUCCCGCAACACAGGAUGAAGGAAUUUCUGGACUCACUGGCUUCUAAGGGACCAGAAGCUCUUCAGGAGUUCCAGCAGACUGCCACCACCACCAUGGUGUACCAGCAGGGUGGGAACUGCAUUUAUACAGACAGCACUGAAGUGGCUGGGUCUUUGCUUGAACUUGCUUGUCCAGUCACAACCAGUGUUCAACCACAAACUCAGCAAGAGCAGCAGAUCCAGGUUCAGCAGCCACAGCAGGUUCAGGUGUAACUCAAGUGUAAUUUAUGCUCUCCGAAUGCUGACACUACAAAGUAAGAUCCUGUCUGAAAGAAAAGAGAAGCAAGCCACUGAGUCUUCUGACCAUGAUAGCACAUGCCUGUAAUUCUAGAAUUGUACAGGUGCAGGUGCAGCAGUCUCCACAACAGGUCUCAGCUCAGCAACUUUCCCCACAGUUCACCGUUCACCAGCCUGCUGAGCAACCCAUCCAGGUCCAGGUGCAGAUCCAGGGCCAAGCACCACAGUCCGCAGCCCCCUCCAUUCAGACUCCAUCUCUGCAGAGCCCCAGCCCCUCACAGCUGCAAGCAGCUCAGAUCCAGGUGCAGCACGUCCAGGCGGCCCAACAGAUCCAGGCUGCAGAAAUCCCAGAGGAGCAUAUCCCACAUCAACAAAUCCAGGCUCAGUUGGUAGCUGGCCAAUCUCUUGCUGGGGGCCAGCAAAUUCAAAUUCAGACUGUGGGUGCUCUUUCCCCACCACCAUCCCAGCAGGGCUCACCCAGGGAAGGGGAACGGAGGGUUGGCACAGCCAGUGUCCUUCAGCCAGUGAAGAAACGCAAAGUGGACAUGCCUAUCACCGUGUCCUACGCCAUCUCAGGGCAGCCAGUGGCCACUGUGCUGGCCAUUCCACAAGGCCAGCAACAGAGUUAUGUGUCUUUGAGGCCAGACUUACUGACAGUAGACAGUGCCCACCUGUACAGUGCCACUGGGACCAUAACUAGCCCUACAGGAGAAACUUGGACCAUCCCUGUUUAUUCUGCCCAGCCCCGCGGGGAUCCUCAGCAGCAGAGCAUUACGCACAUUGCCAUUCCCCAGGAAGCCUACAAUGCGGUUCAUGUCAGUGGCUCACCUACGGCCCUGGCAGCUGUAAAGCUGGAGGAUGACAAGGAGAAGAUGGUGGGCACCACAUCUGUAGUGAAAAACUCCCAUGAAGAGGUAGUGCAGACCCUUGCAAACUCUCUCUUUCCAGCACAGUUCAUGAAUGGCAACAUCCACAUUCCAGUGGCUGUGCAGGCUGUAGCAGGCACAUACCAGAAUACGGCUCAGACUGUACAUAUAUGGGACCCACAGCAGCAGCCACAACAGCAAACUGCACAAGAGCAGACACCACCACCACAACAGCAGCAGCAGCAGCUGCAGGUCACUUGUUCAGCACAGACUGUUCAGGUUGCUGAAGUUGAGCCACAGUCACAACCACAGCCUUCACCAGAGCUUUUGCUUCCAAAUUCUUUGAAGCCAGAAGAAGGGCUUGAAGUAUGGAAAAACUGGGCUCAGACCAAGAAUGCUGAACUAGAAAAGGAUGCUCAAAACAGAUUGGCCCCCAUUGGGAGGCGACAGUUGCUACGAUUUCAGGAAGAUCUGAUCUCCUCUGCUGUGGCUGAAUUGAAUUAUGGCCUUUGUUUAAUGACACGAGAAGCUCGGAAUGGAGAAGGUGAACCCUAUGACCCAGAUGUACUCUACUACAUUUUCCUGUGUAUACAGAAGUAUCUUUUUGAAAAUGGAAGAGUAGAUGACAUAUUUUCUGAUCUUUACUAUGUUCGUUUCACCGAAUGGCUACAUGAAGUUCUGAAGGAUGUACAGCCUCGGGUCACUCCACUUGGCUAUGUGUUGCCCAGUCACGUGACUGAAGAGAUGCUGUGGGAAUGUAAGCAGCUUGGGGCACAUUCCCCUUCCACACUGCUGACCACCCUCAUGUUCUUUAACACCAAGUACUUCCUGUUGAAGACUGUAGAUCAGCACAUGAAGCUGGCUUUCUCUAAGGUCCUCCGACAGACAAAGAAGAGCCCCUCGAAUCCUAAGGAUAAAAGCACGAGCAUCCGCUACCUGAAGGCCCUCGGAAUACACCAGACUGGCCAGAAAGUUACAGAUGACAUGUAUGCAGAGCAAACAGAGAAUCCAGAGAAUCCACUAAGGUGUCCCAUCAAGCUCUACGAUUUCUACCUCUUUAAAUGCCCUCAGAGUGUGAAAGGCCGAAAUGACACCUUUUACCUGACACCUGAGCCAGUUGUAGCUCCCAACAGCCCAAUCUGGUACUCAGUCCAGCCUAUCAGCAGAGAACAGAUGGGACAGAUGCUGACCCGGAUCCUGGUUAUACGAGAAAUCCAAGAAGCCAUUGCCGUGGCCAAUGCAACCACCAUGCACUGAGGUGCCUCAGCUAUAGGAAAAAAGAUCCAGGAAAAACCAGACAGACUUUCACACUAAAGGAGAGGCCUCCACAUUUUUUUUUAAUUUGUAGUUAUGAUGCUUUUCAGGCUACUUCUGUUCAAAAUGUAAAAGACGAUAUUGCCCUCUUUGCAUCUUCAUAAAAUGGGCAGACCCCUGGUUCAUAGGGAUCUGGGUUUUCUGAGAACCUGGUGUCCUAGGAAGUGGUUGGCUUUUUCUUUUCUCUUUUUUUCUUUUGUCUGGGGCGUGGGGAAAGGAACUUGGACUGUAUGGAGAGAUACAGACCCUUCCCUUCCUCAGGGAAGAUGGAGCUGCUGAUGCAUCAGCCUGUCACUCGGAAUCGGCAAACUUUACUGACCACUCAGAGCCACAUUUGUUUUUUGUUUUUUGUUUUUUUUUUUUGUAAUGCUCAGACAUAAACUUAACAUCUUGAUGGAAGAAGAAUAAGGGGAACUUCAAUUAUGAUUUUUAUCCAGACAAUUUCUAUUACACCCUUCUUUAUGACAAGUGACAUAAAAGUUAAAGUAAAAACUUUACCAUGCGCUUUUUUUUUUUUUUGGCCUAACAUUGAGGCCUUAAAAAUGAGGCUCCUGUGCCUGAUGGAAUUCUUGUAACAUACACUUGUGUAUCAUAUAAAGAUACCACUCUUUCUCUUAUGUAUUCUUAUUCUAGUUGUUUAUUAAGAAUGACAAGCACGUCUUUUCAACAAGC
Molecule: messenger RNA, 4438 nt
Organism: Mus musculus (house mouse)
Lineage: Eukaryota; Metazoa; Chordata; Mammalia; Rodentia; Muridae
Gene: Qrich1
Product: glutamine-rich 1
Exons: 12
Coding region: 1655-3709 (684 amino acids)
Cellular component (GO): cytoplasm; chromosome; nucleus
Source: RefSeq, a predicted model, not a curated record